GCGAGUCGCCAGUACCAGCUCCGACGUCGAGGGAGCCGGACGUGCGACAGCGGAGGUCCUCGUGCGCCUGAGACCCCUCGAUCCUCUCCGUCUCCAGCGCGGUCCAGAUCUCUGCUCUUGGUGACUCAAAAAAUUAUUCUUGCUUUCUGGAAGGAGAGUUUGGUGAUCCCGGUGACCCUGCGUGUGGGAUAUUGCCCGGGUUCUUGGAUGAUAUUCUGUAUGUUUUGAAGAUUUCGUGUAUUUUCGUUCCCGGGGAGGAAAUAGUGAUCCAAGAUCCGAUCGAAGGAAAACGAUUGUUUGGAGUUUUUUGUUUCCAAUAUAUUUUUUUGGAAUUUCGACGCCGAGAGAAUUCGUCUCUGCAGCGACGGCCGGAUCCAUUUACAUUUUCUGGGAUAAUUGCGUUGGUGCAAUCAUGAUUAAAGGCAUCCUGGUGAUCGCGUCGGCCGUGCUGGCGCUGGGCGGGGCCCUCGACAUGGCCAAGAUCCAGGGCAAGAGCCGCAUCUUCACGUCGUCCACCUUAGGAUGGGAGGACAUGAAGGCGGGUGACGUCCCUCCCGCGCACGCCGUCCCCGUGGUCAAGGAUGGACCGCUCUGGUGCCGCGCCAAGACCCACGCCACCUGGAUCGCCGGUUCGGUCAUCGACGGCAAGUGCAGGAUGACUUUCGUGAGACGCAUACUCGAAGUCAAGGAGUACGAUGUCCUAGUUUCUGUCAACGACUCCGCCAGGGUGUUGGAGGUUGAGUGGGACCGGCUCACGGCCAUGCCGCCCAACGGCAUCGCCACCCCGAACAUGAUCAUGGCCAUUUCCGACGAUAACGACACCGUCCUGGCUGGCUACGUCUCCCCAGGCGAGCGGCGCGCCCAUUUCGUCAAGGACGGCAAAGCUACCAGUCAGGACAAUGCACUCAUCCUGACGGAGGACGAACCCGUCCGCUACGAGGUGGACCGCAUUUUGCGCGACGAAGACAGAAGCCAGGUCACCGACAAUGACGUCGAGGUCGGCAACGCAACUCUGGUUAACAAUGAAGAAGAGGAGAAGCUGGUGUCGAUUAUGGUGGACUACGUAUCCCGGGAGAACAUCUACUGGGGUCGCGUUCGGGGGACCAUCACCGCCCUGACUUCCACCGUCACUGACCCCUCGGGAGUGAAGAGAGAGAUUACCUGGGGCAUGGACAACGAAUUGGACCAUAUGGAGCAGCAGAAGGUGGAAUAUAAACUGCCAGCUGGAGCAGCCGUUCAGGUCAGGUUGAUCGCCGUCAUGAGGAAGUAUGAAGCUCCCUACUCCGCCUUGUUGACGGCCAUCUACAGCGACAGCGUCCGCCGGUCCUGGAACAUCGAGGGCCUCCAUAUUCACACCUACCUGGCUGAGCUCCGGGCAGAGUUUUCAAAGCCAUACUACCUUACCAAUGACACGGAGAUCGAGGGAGAUUUCCCCACCUCCCAGAUCCUGCUCCACUCAACCACCACGACCACCACCACGACCACCACCACCCAAACGCCCUCAGACUCCAAAGACAACGAGGACAACCCAGUAUCGGAGUCGCUGGCCACAACCGACGGAGACAACCAGACUACUGGGGAUGCCAGCAGUGUGUCUAGGCUCAUGCCCCCAGUGCUGGCCAUGUGUGCGUCACUACUGAUGGCUGCUAACGCCCACUUCCUGUCUUAAAUGACGGAGCUUGCCCGCGGCAGCCGGGAACGCAAAUGGGCACGUGUCACGUCCUCGUAAAGCAUCUCAAGACUCAUGGUUUAGAACAGUAUGGAAUUAUUCACGGAUUCAGCUGUGUUUGUUUUCGACCUUGCAAAAAAAGGACCCGAUUCGGUUGUAAAGGUCAUCAUUAAGUGGACCGAAAGCCACGCUUGAUUUCACAAGAUGAAUGUAUUUUAAAAGCUUUUUUUUCAUCUCAUAGUGUCUCACAUAGCCUUGAGGAAGUUAUGUAUAUGUACUGUUGUAUAAAAAAAAAGUUUAAGAGCUAACAAGAUUAGUAUUCUGCAUUAUUAUUCUUCCAGUGCGAAGUUGCACCUUCAGCAUCUCUUUCCACUCCUCAUUCUGACGUGAAUCUCCACAGUCUUCACUGUUGUUUCGUGAACGUUUUUAGUGUGAACAACAUAUUGAUGUAUUGUGUCUAUGUGAAGCCUAUUAAUCUUAGCUUGUUCAACGAGCAAAACAGCCUUAUAGACAUUAGUAUGAUCUACUAUCUGUCUCGUAGCAUCUAGGCUGUACAAGUUCACGUCUGAUGAGUGUUUUAUCUCCAUGUUGGCUGGUCCAGAAUCCAAGAUGUACCGAAUUUGAGACAUGGGUGCAGAUCUCUUCUUUCACAGUACAGGAAGGGUUGUAUAUUGGGUAUGGUGUACAGUCACUUCUGUCCGUAGGCACACAUUAUAUAGUUUUUUCUUUUCAUUGGAUCGUCAUGUUGAGGUGAUUUUAUUUUCUGCAAAAUAUCAACUUGAUUCCUCAGAUAAUUAGGAAUUAAGUAUUCAUAUAAUCUAAGAACUACAGUAAACACCACCUAUAUACAAGCAUUUGUUUCUAGCGUUUCCAGUGAAAGGUUUAUUCUCCAGAGAAAAAAAAGAAUGAUAAAGAAUAUUUUGGAACUUUGUUUCUUCCACGAGAGAAAGACGGUUCAUCUAACAUCCGUACUUAUAGUGUUGUGAAUAACUGCGAAUUAAAUAUAAGGAGUCGGAAUGGUAUUGUAAGAGUUAGACGGUACUCUAAUGGAAAUUCCAGUUUGGCAUAGUAUUUCCAAGUAUUGUAGUCUGAGAUAAGAUGUAUCAUAGGGAUAACAUGUGGUCUUCACUAUUUUAUAUCUAGUAGCAUUGUAUAGGUGUGGUUAUAGUGUCUCGUGCUGUAGGUUAGCAGGGUGGUGAAGAUGCUGUGCUGAUUAGCAUCAAACUUGCGGAUCUGUCUGACAAGGGGAUGAAGUCAUUGCUGAAGGAAAGGAUGGUCUGGUGGUAACAGGCUAACGUAGUUCUUUUUGUCCGUAGAUGAUAUUAGUUUUAUUUUUUUAUACAAAAGUUUAAGAAAGUAUUGAUAAAAAAUAUACUGUCAUUCCAUGUGCUUGAAUAACAAUCACUGAUGCCCUAUUAGAAAGUACCCGUGUUUAAGCAUUUUAUUUUAUUUUUUAUGUUCCGUAGUUGAACAAUAAUUCAGAAGCUGUAUGAUACCUUCCAGCUGUACUUCUGGAUCUUUGUAAAUUGAAAGUCCUUCUGUGAGGUAUUAAAAAAGACAAUUUUAUUUGUAAAUUUGUAUUAUACAUUUGGAUUAGACUUUCUUUGGUCAGUUCGUUGGAUUAUGUUCUUUGUUUGAGUAUGAUGGUGUGAAAAGACACACUGUUUGUGAAAGAAUGUAUACAUACUAUUUUCUGUGUAUUGCUUUAAAGAAGAGCCUUUGUAACUUGAUCAGGAAAACGUUAAUUCGUUAUAUAGUAGGUUGAUAUAGUUCUCAUUAGAUAAGACUCUCUCUCUCUCUCUCUCUCUCUCUCUCUCUCUCUCUCUCUCUCUCUCUCUCUCUCUCUCUCUCUCUCUCUCUCUCUCUCUCUCUCUCUCUCUCUCUCACUGACUCUUUCUUUUUCUUUCUUUUUCCUUUUUCAUCUUGUUCAUCCUUUCCUUUUUAUUUAUAUUCUUAGCCCCAGUAAUCGUGGUUUCAGGCAUAUAUAUCAUUUAACAUAUUCAAAAAAGAUAUUUGUAAAGGUUAAAUGCAAAGUAAUUAUGGAGUAAUUAUGGUUGACACACACACACACACACACACACACACACACACACACACACACACACACACACACACACACACACACACACACACACACACACACACACACACACACACACA
Penaeus monodon (black tiger shrimp) is the source of this 3829-nucleotide messenger RNA. RefSeq names its product protein unzipped-like. NCBI's taxonomy places the organism in Eukaryota, Metazoa, Arthropoda, Malacostraca, Decapoda, Penaeidae. Bases 413 to 1669 code for a protein of 418 amino acids. The transcript is spliced from 2 exons. The record is from RefSeq and is a predicted model, not a curated record.